ACUCUAUGCCCCCCCUCUCUCUCCAUUUAUUCCUGUGAACAGCUCUGUCUCCGCUGCAUUAAAUCAGUGUUAAAUAAAGGCCUUUCCCUUUUCUUUUAUUGCUUUCUCUCCCUCCCCAUACGUAGAAAGUGAAGAAUGUGGUUUGGGUGCUGUGUUUUUUUUUUUUGUUUGUUUUCUUUCCGUCUUGACUUUGUGGAGUAAACCGAUAGCACUUCUGUAGCAUGACAUGUUUCCCGAGUCCAGGGUCCCGUACAGACGUAUGGCUGUGGUUUCCACUUCCUGAAGACCGAAGAGAAAAGGAGUAAAAAAAAAAGAAUGUCUUGAACUUUCCGGAAAGUGAACAGUGGAACCACGUGCUACGUCCUCAUUCGACGGAUGUGCAUCCCGACCCUCAUUCCCCACUUCCGUGUUAGGCACAUCGAUGGAUUCCUUCAACUUUCACUUUGAGAGAGUGAGUAACCUGGAUCUGCAUCCUCUGAGCUGUCCAGUGAGCAGACUCUCUCCGGCUAAGUCCACUAGCAGCAUUGACCAGUUCACCCACCACCAUGGGAAAGGGGAUUCUGCCUACAGCUCCUUUUCCGGGGGCUCAAACGCUCCGGACUACUCCUCUCCCUUCAUACCCUACUGCAGGGAGGAGACAAACCCCCAUUCCCUGCAGUACACUGACAUGAAGUACGUGAAGGCCGUCUACCAUCCCAACGAACUCAACUCCAACCCCAAGAGCGUGGAGAAGCUCUACAGGUCAAUGGAGGCCAUUUCCCAGCAGUGCGAUCAACGCAGCUCCGUCGUGGGUGGGCGCUGCUACGACCAGGAGUCUCCCUUGCCGCCGCCACCUCCGUUCAUGCCACCGCCACCGCCACAAGCACCACCGCCACCACCACCGCCCACUCGCUUGGACAGUUUUAUAACAAUAAGGAACUUGGAAAACUCCAGGUCCUAUCCAUAUCCUGAGGGCCAGGUGGCGGAGAAGACCCAUCGCCGGUCCCCGGCGGACAGCCCCGACGCAGCGUGUCCCAGGCCUGACCUUGACUACGGGCGUCGGGUCUCGCAGCCCGGCCUGAGGGACCCCGUGAGUCGAGACGGGGCGGAUCAGGUGCCCGAGCCGCAGAAACCGGCGAGUGUGAGCCGAUCGCCUCCGGCCUUCCUUCCGCAGGAAAGCCUCGAGCUGCAGCCUGCGGGCAGUGCCGACCCCACCGAGACGCAAAGACCCAGGCGGCACUCAGCCCAGGAGGGCGGCUUUUCGGCCGAGAAACCGCAGGCCUGGACGCCGACCGUCCUCAACGGCAACAUCCAGCACAAGGGACAGUUCUAUUUCGUGACGGGCGUGUGCAAGCCGCCCGACCCCGGUUUCGGAGGCACGCUCGGCGGCGUGGCGGAGGGGGAGGAGGAGCGGCGCUCGGAGGGGGACCGUCGCAGGCCGGUGGAGAGAACUCACAGCAAAGUGGAAGAGCUGCUCAGAAUCAUUCGUCACAGACGUCAGGGCAGCCAGGACCCCCAAGGUGAGCGGGCGGCCUACCUCCGAAACCAGGCCCUCAGCGCAAGAAACCAACACAGAGAGAUCCACGGUGGUGUCAACCCACGCGGCCCCUCGCCUGUUUCUGAUCAGGGGUCCGACGGCUUUGAUGGCCUCGACGAGCAAGGCCAGAACAUGCAGGGCAGGGAGCUCGGCCUCAGUUCUCGCCGCCACCACAGCAGCAGCCAUCACAUCUUCUACUGCGGCCCCGAGGACCGGCUCUCUCAAGCAAACUCCAGCACCGAGGAAGCCGUUCUGCCGAUCCAGAGCCCGGACCCAGUGGCUGGUGGUAAGAACGCUGACCAAGGGAAGAAAGGGAUGAGACAGCUUUUUGAAGAUGUAGCUAAGGAAAAAAUUAGCAAGGAAACCACGCCCCUCCUGUACCAUCUGACUGGCGAGAGCAGAGGGGUUCUGGCUCACAGGCCUAAAACCGACAGUGACCCCAAUGGGAAUUCGAAGGAGUCACGGCGGAACAGCGGGGCCCUGAGGGGGCAAAGCAAGGAAGGCCCCACCCACAGGGAGGAGAGGACCUCAAACAGGGCCACACCCACCGAGCAGAGCCAGGAGAGGGUGGAGAUGCCUGCCGACUGUUACAACACCCUGGACGAGUCCUUCAAGAAGUACUACAAGGAGAAGCUGAAGGACGCCCAGAGCAAGGUCCUCCGGGAAACGUCCUUCAAGAGGAAGGACCUGCAGCUCUCCUGGCCCCACAGGAUCAGGCAGAGGCCUGAGAAGAGGCCCUCUGUGCUUCCUCCUGUCUCCUCCUUGCAGUGCUCCUCGCUGGCUUCAGAGAGCUCUGCGCCUUCGGGACCUGAGGUCCCAGGCAAGGAGAGGGAGAAGGAGAACAUGAAGGAGAGCUUCAAAGAGAGCAGUAAGGAGAGGGAGAAGGAUAACAGCAUGGAAAGCUUCAAAGAGAGCAGUAAGGAGAGGGAGAAGGAUAACAGCAUGGAGAGCUUCAGAGAGAGCAUCAAAGAGAAGGAGAACACCAAGGAGAGCUUCGAAGAGAGCAUCAAGGAGCUGGAGAAGGAGAAUGGCAAGGAAAGCGGUAAGGAGAGCCUCAAAGAGAGUGGCAAGGAGUGCACCAACGAGAGUGGUAAGGAGAAUGAGAAGGAGAAUGGGAGGCCCCCAAACCUCGCUCAGCCUCAGGUGGCUCGAAUAGGGGGCAGGAGGAGGCUGACACCUGAGCAGAAGAAGCUGUGCUACUCCGAGCCGGAGAAGCUUCACCAGCUGGGCGAUGGACCCACUCACGCCGCGCAACGCUCCCUGGGCAGUGAGAGGGAGAGCCUGCUGUCCGGGGAGGACCUGAGUGAGCAUGGCAUGGGGACGGCCCAGAGGAAGGUGCUCGAGACCAGGGGCCGCGCCCUUUCGGCCUCCAGCCUCUUCAAGGCAAGCCUGAAGCAGAUCCAGCACAAGGCCCUGGUGGCCUACAUGGAGCGCAAGACAGGCCACAGAACCACCGAGCCCCAGCAGCCGGCCCUGCUCACCCCCGACCAGGGGCACUCCACGCCCGGGAAGCCGUCAGACUGGGGUCCCAGGCCCCUCUCUGGAAACGCGGGCCCCAGGAAGAAGCUGCUCAGGCCGCUGUCCGCGGGUCGCAUCCUGGACUCCUCGUCCAGCUCGGUCAGGUACUCCCAGUUCGUCUCCGGUCAUCCCGGCGCUCACGCCCGCCAGUCCAGCUGGAUGGAGUCCGCCGGCUCGGCUCCAGGGAAAUCGGCCUCGGCGGAGGACCUGCUGGACCAGCCCGAGCCGCCAGGGUUCUUCCGGGCCCGCUCCACCUCCACGCCCCACGCCUUUCAGACUGUGGGCUACAUGAAAGAGAUGUCACCAGAGGGCACUCUUCAGAGAUCCAGUUCUCCAAAGAAAGCAGAGGGGGAGGUGCCAGCGAGUAAAACACGGGCCGCCUCGGUCUCGGAGGUCCAGCGAGUUCGGGUGUCGGCCCCCAGGGGCAAGUCCAUGGAGGAACUGGGCGUGUCCCGGGCCAGCCGGCCUCCGGUCCUGAGCAAGAGCUCGGACGAGCUGGACCAGCUCCGGGCCCAGCGGGCCGGGCCGGGCCGGGAGAAUAGGGACGCGCCCUUUCCCGCGGAAGCGCAGGAGAAGCCCCAGGGAUGCUCCCAGAGGAGGCCCUUUCCCAAACAGGACUCCGCCCCCCAGCUGAGUGACAGUGAGGACAGGGCUCUCUCCAGAACCCCCACCCCAGCCACCCCCCCGGUCUCUGGCUCCUCUCCCCGGGGGAGGGCCCAGUCUGCCUCCUCCAGCGGCGUGCCCUUCACAACUGAACGUGUGGGGAAGAGCGUCUUCUACCCGAACACCCCCCUGCCACCUCCGCCGCCCCUUCAAACCUGUGGAUCCCCUGAACAGGAGUCCCCUGCCCUGCCCAGCCCGCCCUGGGGCCCCAGAGAGAGCAGGGCCAGUUCAAGCAGAGUAAAGACAGCCCCUCCAGUGCGCCCCCUGCUGGCAGAGGCCUCAGCGGGGGAUCAAGACGGGAGCCCCGGGCCAGAUUCCUCCCAGGAGGUGUCCUUGAGCCACGGCGUGACAACGGACCCCAGUUCGUGGAUCGUCGCCCGGGAAACAGGCUCCGCCCCUCCUCAGCCCUCUCUGCCUCCUGAUGAUGUCAUUGAAGAGGCUCCAAGCCGCCACGCGCUCGCGCUGCCGGAAGGCGGUUCCCAGGCCGCCGAGCCGUCUGCGGUCGAGGCGGCGGAGCCCAGCCGGAGCGCAGAGCCACGGCAGCAGGCCGAGCAGGAGGGGGCGGAGCCGGAGGGGGCGGAGCCGGAGGCGGGACCGGAGACGGAGGACGCGCGGCGGUGGGAGGAGCUUGUGGAGGAGGUGGUGGCGAAGGACCAGUCGCUGGCCCGCGUCCUGUACCCGGUGACCAAUCGGAAGACGGCGGUGAUGCUGAUGGAGCAGCUGCUGUCGGAGGACACGCUGCUGAUGGGGGAGCACUACAGGAGGAAGCAGGAACGGAACUACAUUACCCAGCAGGCUGGGGACAGGUCAGAAACAAAGGAAGAAGAAGAGAAAGUCAUCUCUCCUGUCUGUGAGAAUUCAGGUUAUGAUGUCCAAGAACAGGAAACGCAACAUACUCCAGACAAGACAGAAAGUGAUGUCACAGAGAAGAAGAGGCUCCUGAUGGCGAGCAUCGCGGGGCGGCUGCGGGCGGUGGAGGCGCAGAGGGAGGCGCUGCAGGAGGAGGUGCGGGCGAACGGGCUGCAGGGCGGGGCGGUGGACGCGCUGGUGCGUCGGGGCUGCCUCCCGGCGGAGCACGAGCGCUACGCGCUGUUCGUGGGCGACCUGGAGCGCGUGGUCAGCCUGCUGCUCUGCCUGUCGGCCCGCCUCGCCCGCGUCCAGAACGCGCUCAGCACCGUGGACCAGGACACCGACGCCGAGGAGAAGGAGUCCCUGGACAGUCGGCACGCCCUGCUGUGUAAACAGAGAGAGGACGCCAAAGACCUGAAGGACAACCUGGACCGGCGGGAGCGCGUGGUGUCGGCCAUCUUGUCCAAGCACCUCACGCCGGAGCAGCUGCAGGACUACCGCCGCUUCGUCCAGACCAAGGCCGCCAUCCUGAUCCGCCAGAAGGACCUGGAGGAGAGGCAGAGGCUGGGGGAGGAGCAGCUGGAGUGUCUGUCAAACAGCAUCCCGCUCUAAAACGGUCUAAGCCCUGCCCCCUUUCCCCCUGCCCCCCCACCCUCCCCU
This is a messenger RNA of Anguilla anguilla (European eel), 5206 nucleotides long. RefSeq names its product shroom family member 1 (gene shroom1). The record is from RefSeq and is a predicted model, not a curated record. The coding region runs from base 422 to 5158 and encodes 1578 amino acids. Gene Ontology annotation, cellular component: apical junction complex; adherens junction; cortical actin cytoskeleton. The transcript has 8 exons. Gene Ontology annotation, biological process: actin filament organization. Lineage: Eukaryota; Metazoa; Chordata; Actinopteri; Anguilliformes; Anguillidae. Gene Ontology annotation, molecular function: actin filament binding.